Electrophorus electricus (electric eel) is the source of this 3545-nucleotide messenger RNA. RefSeq names its product SET domain and mariner transposase fusion gene (gene setmar). The record is from RefSeq and is a predicted model, not a curated record. Gene Ontology annotation, cellular component: nucleus. NCBI's taxonomy places the organism in Eukaryota, Metazoa, Chordata, Actinopteri, Gymnotiformes, Gymnotidae. Gene Ontology annotation, molecular function: protein binding; zinc ion binding; histone methyltransferase activity.
CUGUGUCUACUGCUUAAGUGAGCAGUGCUGCGUUUGUGAACUUGGUCUUUAAGUAAUUGUAGUCGUGGUACCGGUCUAUACUCAUGGAAAUGUGAAAAUAUGAUGCGGUUAUAUGCACAAGAUAUAAGCAAUGGCCUCGAGAAUGUCCCCGUUUUGAUUGAAAACAAUGUGAGCGAGGGCGCUUUCCCCAAAUUUAAGUACAGUCCAGAGAACGUCCAGGGUCCUGGGUGUGAUGUUGACCCGAGUGAGGUGACCCUCCCGGGCUGCUCGUGCCACUCUCUAUCCUGCCCUCUGCGCGGCUGCCCAUGUACGUGCUAUGGCCAGGCCUACACCAGCGAAGGGCUCCUCUCCGAGCAGCAACAGGACCCGGCUACGGGCUGUAGCCACCCCGUGUUCGAGUGCAACGUCCUGUGCAUGUGCAGCGACUCCUGCCAGUCGCGGCUGGUCCAGCACGGGGUGCGGAUGCGGCUGGGGGUCUUCCGCACGAAGAGCCGCGGCUGGGGUGUCCAGGCCCUGGAGGCGGUGCCUCGGGGCCGCUUUGUGUGCGAGUACGCCGGUGAGGUGCUGGGCUUCUCCGAGGCCCUUCGCCGGCAGCUCGCCCAGACGCCGGCCCACAUGAACUAUGUCAUCGCCGUCCAGGAACACGGGGGCGUAAAUGGGGUGUGCCGCACCUUCGUGGACCCGGCUGCCGUCGGGAAUGUGGGACGCUUUCUGAACCACUCGUGCCGGCCCAACCUGGACAUGGUGCCCGUGCGUGUGCACUCGUUGGUGCCCAGGCUGGCGUUGUUCGCCGCCCGAGACAUAGAGGCGGGUGAGGAGCUCACAUUUGAUUACUCCGGAGGACAUGCUAGGCGCCCAGAAACGACUGCCGCUGCAGAACAAGCAGCCGCCCAGAGGAAAGCAUGUCUCUGUGGAGCGCCAAACUGUACUGGGUUUUUACCUUUAGACAUCUCAGUCCUGCAUGGACCAGAGUAGAGAAAGCUGGAGUAGCAGGUUAUUUCGCUACUGAUCUUUACUCAGUUCACUGUAUGUUCAUAUUGCACUGUCAAUAUAUUACAACCCACCACUUUAUUUAUACAGCUGACACAUAUAUUACAGUUGCAUUACUCUACAUACUAAUGAACUGUUGUUGCUGUGGUGGAAAGAUCUCAUCUGAGUAGCCAUGAAGAUACCUCGGACGCCUGCUGUAAUUUAAUAUUCCGACUGGCCAUCUCCUCCAUGCUUGCUUCCGAUCACAUCGUUGUGUUCUUUGUGAUAAUUCAUAUUUAUUAUUACGGCCUUUCCUGUGUAAACACUGCUGUGGCUUCUGUUCUUAAUGUAUCUUACUUCUUUUGAGUUCAUUUUAGAAUCCUCUGCCCCUUUAAGAGGACACACAGCUUUUCAUUGGACCAAAAGCUCAGGGGUGAUAAGCAAUUAAAUAGUGCCUUUGGGUGUUCCGAUAUAGUAACAGAUCUUUCUCCCCAGCUGCGGGCAGAGGAAACCGAAGCGACCCACUUCACAGAGUCUCCAUUCUUAAAUCCAGCCUCUCUCUCUAUCCCCCAUCCAUGCCUCUGCCCUGUUUCCAGCAUGGACGUGCCUCCAUCUCCACGAUGAUAUUAAUAUCCGUAUCUGGGUUAAUUAGUCCAAAGCCCAGAGAGGGAGAGCAGGGCUCCAGAAAUGAGACCGGGUCUUGAGGCGCGUCAGGCCGAGCUCAGGCCUGGUCUGUGUGCGUCAGUGGUGUAAAUAUUACCCACUAGCGUCCGCUGCGUUAGCCUACAUUCUGCCCGCAUAUCAGGGGUGGGCCAGGGAGUCCUUGUGUCGAGAAAGCAGAUCUCAAGUGCAAGAAGGAGAGGUAAGAAGAGUCUGCUUCGCUCAUAAAGAGUGAGAACACGGACGCUCUGCCGUAACUGAGGAUAGACGAGUCUGCUGCAGAGUUUGGCAUCUUCCCUGCUGAUUAUGAGCUAAUUGCGGAAGCCUUUAUGAGUUGAGUCUGGCGUGAUGGGACUUGGGGGGGGGGGAGACAUGACUCUGUGACUGGAACCACACUGCAUGUUGACCAUCCCUGUGUUCUGCUACAAGUAUCGUAGGUUUAAGAUCGUCGUAAAUUAGAGAGAGAGUGUUGAGUGUAAUACUCGCUUUCCGUGUAAAGAUUAUGUUUGCGUUGCAGGCAUUUUGGGAAUCUCAGCCCAGAGCAUUUUGAAGGGAGUGGUUACAUCAAGCCUGCUGGACAGUUGAUUUUGGCAGUAGGGAGAUGCAUUGUGGUAACUUGUGGGAAAGUGCUGUUAGGGGGAUUUGAGGACAGUUUAGCUCACCGCGUUGGCCUUGUGCAGGCCAUUGAGAGGAGCCCUGAUUUAACUGUUCUCGUCUCUGGCCACUAUGAAAAUCCCCCUUCAUUAGCAAAUUAAGUCCCGAGGGUGACCCCUCUGCCCCUCUGGACCUCUGCUCCCAGGCUCCAUCACCUAGCUUAGGCACGUCAGAACAAAAGCAAAGUGUGUAUAGGCUGAGGAUGAUGGUAAGGACCGAGGAGGGCCAUCAGCGCCACAAUUCUCCUGGCAUUAAGUUUGGCCCUGCUGAUGUAACUUCCUGUUGCACUGGGCCCUGCCUCAUCUUGUUCCUCACCAGUCUUGCUGUAGUGUGUGACAUGAUGUCCAUGCACGUUGGCACUCGCUGUUCAAAUCGCUUUGCUUGAAAUGUGAAGUCAAUUGUGCCAGAGCAGCUCUUUGUGCGCUGGUCAGACAGCAGGAGUGAUAAGAAAGGCAGGCCUGUGACAGACUCUCAAAUUCUACUUCUGGCUCAUGACUCAUUGGAACCAGUGAGUAAGCAAGUCUUCCAGGUCUCCAUGGCAACAGAAUGUGCAAUAUCGAUUGGACACCAAGUGUAGGUUGUGUUUCACAAUGAUUGUUGGAAGGUGAAAGCAGAAAUCCUUCACCGCUGCUAGAACAUUAGCUCAGUGACCUUCGAUUUAAUGUGACUUUGCUAAAACAAGUGUCUCCCUCAGUGCUGGUGUCAAAAAGGUCGCGAAUAGGCAGGCGAGAGUGGCUGGAUCCACUGCAGAAAGGUGAAUGGGGCAAAUGGACAGAUUUUCUGUUUUAAAAAAGCUAUGUAUAGUAGUGGAACAUCACAGGCAGAUAUACUGUUAUUAGAGCAGAGAUGGAUUCAGGUACAUUCAUUUUAGGAGGGUGAGCCAGUGCUUUAACCUGUCUGCUUUGUGCUAAACACCCUCUUAAAUUCUUGUUAAAGCCACUUUCAGAAAUGUUAGCUAUAUUAGUGUUGAAGUAGAAGCAUUUUGUGCAGGUUACAUACACUAGACUCAACACUGCCACUGACAUAAACAAGAACACUUAAUAAUAAUAAUAAUAAAAACUCCAAGUGGUUUAUGUUUUAGCGUUGCCAACAAUGUGAUCCUCCGGUCUUGGCAGUCACUAGAGAUGAGCUGAAGAUGAGGCAUCAGAAAUAUGUAAGAGAAUCAUCGGUAAAAUGUAACAAAUCUGAUGUAAAUAAAAAGGGCUUUUAAAAAAUAAACAAAUAAAAUUAUGAAGGAAAAAAUAAAGGAAAAACAGAGCUCC